Messenger RNA from Didymella exigua CBS 183.55, 865 nucleotides. RefSeq lists its product as uncharacterized. The transcript has 2 exons. NCBI's taxonomy places the organism in Eukaryota, Fungi, Ascomycota, Dothideomycetes, Pleosporales, Didymellaceae. Bases 324 to 587 code for a protein of 87 amino acids. The record is from RefSeq and is a predicted model, not a curated record.
CACCCCACCACCACAACGCGUCACCCUGCUUUAACCAACUAUACUAUCACCACCACGCCCUCCAUAUGGAACCCAAGGAACUUGCUAUACAAAAUGCUAUUGCAGAUCUAAAUUCUGGUGCUUUUAAGAGCGAGCGAGCAGCCGCUCGUUGGCACGGCGUUGCGCGAUCAACGUUGCAAGGCCGACGGGCAGGUCAACAACCACACGCGAUAGCUCACUCAAAUCAACAGCGAUUAACUCCAGAACAAGAGGCCUUUCUAGUUGAUUGGAUACUUGAAGAGGACUCACGCGCACAACCUCCAUCUCAUCCUCGCGUACGAGAGAUGGCAGCGCGCAUCCUACACAUGAACGGCGACGACGAGCCUCUCGGGCAACUAUGGAUACCCCGUUUCAUCGCCCGCAACCCACGCCUUGAGCUGUUUGAGCGGACAAGAAUGGAGCUAGGGAUACAGUAUGAAGAUAUGUGGAAUGUGGACGAGACUGGAGUUGCACUAGGGGUAGGUACUAAUGCCCAGGUGCUCGCAAGCUCUAUAAAGAAGAAGGCUUAUAUGAAGGCUUACAUGAAGUCUCCAGAGGAUCGCGAGUAGGUAUCACUUUUGGAAACAAUCUCAGCCACCGGCAUCAAGCUUCAAUGCCUGGUCAUCUUCAAAGGCAAGCAUCUACAAUCUACUUGGUUCCCAACCCAAGGCACACCAGAUUGGCUCUAUACCACGUCAGCGAAUGGCUGGACGUCCAACUCAAUCGGCUGUCAAUGGUUACAGCGUAUUUUUAUACCAAAUACUUCACCAUCCUCUGGUGGCUAUCGACUGCUCCCUCUUGAUGGCCAUGGCUGUCGUACACCUAUCGAAUUUAUGUGGCUCUGCAA